AAACCACUCACAUACACACCAGCGACAAACGAAAAGCAGACAACACACGCACGGGAUCCAGACAGAGGUACGAAAAGUGUUGGCAAUCGAGUCCUGACGAUCCUUUUUUGCGCCUAUCCCGUGCCCCGCCAGCUGCUCGUUUUGCUGGAAGUCUGCGAUUGCCGAAUUCGAGGGUGGUUUGUGCAGGUUAAGUCCGUACGGAAUGGAAUAGGCCACGGUCGUAUCGCCACCACACCAACCACCUACAUCAACCAGUGUCAUAUUGUUGUGAAAAAACGCAAAGAAGAAAAAAAAAGACACACACACACAUUGUGAUAUCGUGUGGUGAGGUGGGGGGAAAACAGUCCCCAAAACGACGGCGUUUGUGUAGAUCCCGCUGAUUCCCGCGGGGGGGCGAACAGGAACAGACAGCAAAACAAAGAGCAACCAGCGUAAAGCAUGAGAGCACAACGACGGCACAACGGCUGCGGGAACAAUCGAGUAACGAAGGCUGUCGUCGUUGUCGUCGGAUCGCAGUUGGCUGGUCCGCUUUGCUGCCAGUGAAAUUGGCAUUCCGCCUGCUCGAGGUAACCCACGCAAAACGCAAUUAAGCAUUAACAGAUCCAGCCGUGACGACGCUCGCUAGGGUUUGUCUGCCACUUUCGGUCUCGGUUGCUCCAAAUCUCCAGUGUUUGAGUGCGUGUGUUGAGGAGAAACAACCCGUUCCCGUCCAGCUGAAUAUACUGAGCGCCACUGUCGAGUGUGUUUUGCUCCCAGCGCUGUUUCAAUUCUUGCCUUUGCCGUGCAUCUAGUCUGGCCUGAAACAACCCAGCGCCCAGGUUCAUCCGUAUCCGUGUUCCGUCAUAAGCCUGCGUGUAUGCUGGUCGCGCACGCCUGCGUGAGGUGCUGCAUGGUGUGAUGUUCUCAAACGGGCUUCCGUGCAAUCUAACAUUUCCCAGCUGUCUCGGUGUGCCAAAGGAUAGUGGAAGCGACGAGCUGCUGCCGACCAGCAUGGGAAGCCGCGAACCGGUCAUCCUCAACGUGUACGACAUGUACUGGAUCAACGAAUACACCACCUCGAUCGGGCUCGGUGUGUUCCACUCCGGGGUGGAAGUGUUCGGGACGGAGUUUGCCUACGGUGGCCAUCCGUUUCCGUUUACCGGCGUGUUCGAAAUAUCGCCCCGCGAUCACGACGAGCUCGGUGAUCAGUUUCGGUUUCGGCAAAGCAUUCAGAUUGGCUGCACAGAUUUUACCGAGGAGGAGGUGCGGCGUAUCGUGGAAGAGCUGGGCAACCAGUUCCGGGGCGACCGGUACCAUCUGAUGAACAACAACUGUAACCAUUUUUCCGGCGCAUUGACACAGAUCCUUUGCGGACAGGAAAUACCCAGCUGGGUGAACCGGUUAGCACACUUUAGCUCGUGCGUACCCUUCCUUCAACGCUGCUUACCAAAAGAAUGGCUAACGCCGAAUGCCUUACAACAAUCGAUAACCGCCAUACAGGAUCGCGACUCUGACUCGAGCCCCUUCUGAGAGUAGCUGGAUCGAUUCGGCGCGUAAUGACGAUACCUCUCCCUUCACUACUGUAAUGUCUACCUUUAAACACAAACACACACACACUCACACUACCACUACCAUCUACAACUACUGCUGGAAAAGGGCAGACUACUGCCAACCAAUUGUACCAGAACCAGCCCCGGUGCAGUGUCCGUUAAACCGUUUUUCUUUGCUGUUUCCCUCUGUUUACUUACCUUUUAGCUACUUACGGCGGGACUGGUCACGCCAGUUUAAACUUUCCACCGUUAAACUAAAUUAAAAAAGUGUCAGCAAAACAAUCUUCCACCGAUGGACGAUCGCCGGCCGAUCGAUUGGUGAUGGAACCGGAAACGGCUGUGGGGUGUUGCGUUGCACAGAAUUUUACGGCCUACGUUUAGCGAUCGCAGCAGAGAGAAUUUGGUGGAAAAUGUGUGCUUUUUCCUCAGCUAGAGAAGAUGUUCGGUUUUUCUUUCUUUACUUUAGCAAAACAUAAAUGCACCGAACGAGUAAGCGAAAACGAUAGAUCAAAAACACACGGUACUGGA
Molecule: messenger RNA, 2057 nt
Organism: Anopheles merus
Lineage: Eukaryota; Metazoa; Arthropoda; Insecta; Diptera; Culicidae
Product: deubiquitinase DESI2
Exons: 6
Coding region: 898-1509 (203 amino acids)
Biological process (GO): protein deubiquitination
Molecular function (GO): deubiquitinase activity
Source: RefSeq, a predicted model, not a curated record